Molecule: messenger RNA, 3432 nt
Organism: Hydractinia symbiolongicarpus
Lineage: Eukaryota; Metazoa; Cnidaria; Hydrozoa; Anthoathecata; Hydractiniidae
Exons: 1
Coding region: 217-1353 (378 amino acids)
Source: RefSeq, a predicted model, not a curated record
AUUUUUCAGAAUUAAAUUUGCCAUUUCUUGCCCAACUUUUCUCAUCGCAUUUGAGAAUUUUGUUCUGGAGAAAAUUUGAUGAAAUUGGUGAAUUUUGUCAAAAUACGUCAAAUUAAAUCGAAACUUAAUACAAAAUUGUGACCAUCUGACAAAAUAAAUCCAGGCUAAAUCCGAAACAAAAUUCACCAAUUCCUUACAAAGAACGAAUUUGAGGAAAUGAUUCUCGGGCAAUGCUUAAUCAUUAAAAUAAUCGAUGAUGAACAAUAUAUAUUUUCUUCCAUCCAUUAUGGAAAUCGCUACUUACUACGAUUAUUAUUACUUACUACGUCUAUUAUUACUUACUACGAUUAUCAUUACUUACUACGAUUAUUAUUAUUUACUACGAUUAUUAUUACUUACUACGAUUAUCAUUACUUACUACGAUUAUUAUUACUUACUACGAUUAUCAUUACUUACUACGAUUAUCAUUACUUACUACAAUUAUCAUUACUUACUACGAUUAUCAUUACUUACUACGAUUAUCAUUACUUACUACGACUAUCAUUACUUACUACGACUAUCAUUACUUACUACGACUAUCAUUACUUACUACGAUUAUUAUUACUUACUACGAUUAUUAUUACUUACUACGACUAUCAUUACUUACUACGAUUAUCAUUACUUACUACGAUUAUUAUUACUUACUACGAUUAUCAUUACUUACUACGAUUAUUAUUACUUACUACGACUAUCAUUACUUACUACGAUUAUUAUUACUUACUACGAUUAUUAUUACUUACUACGAUUAUCAUUACUUACUACGAUUAUUAUUACUUACUACGACUAUCAUUACUUACUACGAUUAUUACUACUUACUACGACUAUCAUUACUUACUACGAUUAUUAUUACUUACUACGAUUAUUAUUACUUACUACGAUUAUCAUUACUUACUACGAUUAUUAUUACUUACUACGACUAUCAUUACUUACUACGACUAUCAUUACUUACUACGAUUAUUAUUACUUACUACGAUUAUUAUUACUUACUACGACUAUCAUUACUUACUACGAUUAUUAUUACUUACUACGACUAUCAUUACUUACUACGAUUAUUAUUACUUACUACGAUUAUUAUUACUUACUACGACUAUCAUUACUUACUACGAUUAUUACUACUUACUACGAUUAUCAUUACUUACUACGAUUAUUAUUACUUACUACGAUUAUCAUUACUUACUACGAUUAUUACUACUUACUACGAUUAUUAUUACUUACUACGAUUAUUAUUACUUACUACGGUUAUUAUUACUUACUACGAUUAUUAUUACUUACUACGAUUAUCAUUACUUACUACGAUUAUUACAACUACGUUAACCAACGACAAAACUCAACUUCAUUAAAUCUACUUUAUUGUUAAAAUUGAGAUACCUUACCUCAAUUUCUGCGCGCGCAGGAAAAACACGGCACUAUGAUUGAGUGUAUUAGAACGUUUUACAACAGGUGCGAUCGAACAUUGUUUUGUUCGAAAGUGGAUGGUUUCCACAUGCUUCAUACUCUUCAGUUUUGGUUGGCGUUUUCGAAUUUUCAAAAAACUAUACGGUUUCCACAUGCUUCUUUUGUACACACAGCAGAAUUCUAUUAUAUCUCACCAGUUCACUUGGUCCCUCAGUAUCGUUUGAAAUAUUUUCAGCUUUUCAUACCUUGCAGUCACUUGUAGUCCUCCGUUGUCACUUGUGGUCACUCGUGUUCACUCGUGGUCAAUCAUGGCCACUCGUGGUGUUAGUCCUGGUCACUCAUGGUCACUCGUGGUCACUUGUGGUCACUCGUGGUCACUCGUGGUCACUCGUGGUCACUCGUGGUCACUUGUGGUCACUCGUGGUCACUCGUGGUCACUUGUGGUCACUCGUGGUCACUUGUGGUCACUAGUGGUCACUCGUGUGUUUUUAAUUUAAUUUAUCAACUCCAUUCAAAAUAUUCUCCACAGCUUCUAGUUAUCAAAGGUUUUAUUGAAAAGGUGAAUUGGUUCAGAGCUUUAGAGACAGCAUUUGAAACAUCCGAAGCAAUAAAUUAGAAGCACGAUUCAAAAAAUCGGCCUUACCAUAAUAAAAUUGUGCGAUAGCAUACGCUUAUCUCAGUUCAAACGACCACGGAUCAACAUAUUUAUUUUCGGUUAUUGCGAAAUUGCCCUGAAAAAAGUCAACCAAUCAAAAUGAUGCAGUCGGAAUGUGACUGCAGACUCGACCUGUCUCUCUUCUUUGUGAGAAUGUACUAAAAAAAGCAGGGUAAAAAAAGCGGGACAACAAACAACAAAGAGCGCGAGAGCAGGGAAGAGUGACAUGUAUCCUUUCUAGAGGGCUUUAAUGGUAAGCUUUAAUGUAUUUCUUUAUUCUGUACAAACUAAUAAUAGCCGUAUUCCGUCUGUCUCUCCCUGCGCAACAUGGCGCCGCAAUUAGCGAGACCCGCGAAAAAUCCCGACGGCCCUGCUUCUUUAUUUUAGAUUCCGCCAGACCCCGUUUUUUUAUGAGCCUUUUUUUGACCACUCACGCGUAAUAGACCAAUCACUAGACUCUAUUUUCACUAAUAACAAAUCCAACCUCUUCGCGGUUCUCAACAUGCCCACGGAGGAAACAUGCUAUGCUUGCGAAGGGUAUUUUUGUUUGGAAGUGAUGUUUGAAAUUUGUAGGUCUCUUUUUAAUCCUUUUUUCUUCUGAGUACUUUGUUUCCUAUUCUUUCUUAGGAUUAUUUAGUUUCUGUAUGUUUUCACAUGUUAAGGUGAAUAUUUCAUCACGUUUUCUAGCUACGUAUAAAUCUUAAACACACCAAUUUUAAGUUUUUUGCUAGCUACGAAACAUAGAUUUAGAGGCAGCUAGCUAUUCUUGCAGUCGGGUACGCGUCAUAAUACUGGUUGAACCAAUCGCGGGCCAGUAUUCAGAUUAAGCAGCCAUUAUGAAAUGAUAGAAAAAUACCGUAAUCAUAAUGCUUUUGUGGUGAAACCUUAAUAAAUACAAUACUGGAUUUUUCGAGGAAUUCUUCUUUUUUUUAAUCAAAUUUUUAAUAUGUUUUAGAUAUUGCUUUAUCUUUGCCAUUUUGCGACAUUUUAACGCCGUUCUGCUUGAAACUCUAUUCUGCACUAUAGCCGUGCUCAUUUAAACUUUGUAAUCUUUUAUUAAACUGACACAUCAGGAUUUUCUUAUCCUUUUUCAAAAACAAUCUAAAACAUAUAACCUUAAAAUUUCUACGUCAAUUUGUAAUUAAAAUUAACAUACUUCAUACUUUACUAUGGCGACUGAAAGCUGCUAUCCAAAAAGAAAAAAAAAAUCAGAAGCAAAAAGAAACAAUCCAUGUAUUUACUGAAAAGCUUUCGGGGGAAUACUGCACCGGAUGAUCACGUCUCUACAAGCAUGGCUCAAAAUUACAAGGUUUUAUAUAAAGUUGAUAAAUAAAAACAAUAGA